GUCGAGUCGCAUCUAGCGAGUGAAAUUGUGAUCGCUUUAAAGCGUCGAGCUUGGUUUACAAGCCGUAUCCUGAACGUGAUUUACUUCAGUUCGUUGUUGAACUUCCCACUGUUCGUAACGUUCGUCGUUGAUCAUCGUAAAACAACAGCAACGCUUUGGACCCAACAGCACCACAGUUGUUUUUUUUUUUAGGAACAAAGAAGAAACAUUCCCGAUUAGUAUCAAAAUAUUUUACAUACCUACAUACAUACAUACAUAUAUGCCUAGUAGUAAAGCAAGAGCGCAAACAUUUUUUAAAUGGGGUUUGUGACAUUUUCAAAGUCCACGUAAACAAACAAAAAAAAAAAAAAAAACACAGAAGCGAAAUUACGUUUUUUGACAUAAUUUUCAAAUAAUUAAUCCAAUUUUAAACUUUUUGGCAUAUACGACGAGCUGCAACACUAUCACCACCAGCCCCAGCACAACCAGCGACGACAAGACAAUGGUCGAAACAGAAAUUGUGAUUACGAACUCAUCCGAGCCUGUGACAAAGGCCAGUUUGAUUGUGGUUUCGAAUCGUCUACCAUUCGUUUUGAGUCGUAAUGCAAAAACUGACGAAUUGGAACGUAAAGCCAGCGCUGGUGGACUUGUAACUGCUGUCUGUCCGGUAGUGAUUAAAGGUAAAGGCUUGUGGGUCGGCUGGCCAGGCAUACAUCUUGCUGAUGCGAAUGAGCCCAUACCUGAAUCGAAUCCAACUGAUCAAACACCUACAGCGGGCUUGAAGUCCGAUCAGGUCGUUUCCGUCAAUAUAAACCCCGCUAUUUUCGACAGCUACUACAAUGGUUGCUGCAAUAAGAUCUUCUGGCCCCUCUUUCACUCCAUGCCCGGACGCGCCACCUUCGGCGCCGAGCACUGGCACGACUAUGUAACGGUGAAUAAACACUUUGCCGCACGUACCAUUGAGGCGUUGGAGAAGUGUUUGGAACAAAACAAAGCAUUGGAUAACAAUACGCCGCCAAUUGUUUGGAUUCACGAUUAUCAUUUAAUGCUUGCCGCCAAUUGGGUACGCGAGAAAGCCGAGGAGAAACAGCUGCCAUGUCGGCUCGCAUUCUUCUUGCAUAUACCCUUCCCACCAUGGGAUAUUUUCCGUUUAUUCCCCUGGGCCGAUGAAAUUCUCCAGGGUAUGUUGGGCUGUGAUAUGGUGGGUUUCCACAUACAAGACUACUGUCUGAAUUUCGUCGAUUGUUGUCAACGCAAUUUGGGUUGUCGUGUCGAUCGCAACAAUCUGUUGGUGGAACAUGGUGGACGCACUGUGCGGGUACGUCCACUACCCAUUGGCAUUCCAUACGAUCGUUUUGUCAGCUUGGCAAAGACUGCAGGUAAAGUGCUAAAGAGCGAUAAACAGCAGGUCAUUUUGGGUGUCGAUAGGCUGGACUACACCAAAGGUUUGGUGCAUCGGUUGAUGGCAUUCGAAGCGCUGCUAGAGAAGUAUCCACAGCAUAAGGAGAAGGUCAGUCUGCUGCAGAUUUCUGUGCCUUCGCGCACAGAUGUCAAGGAGUACAGAGAGCUGAAGGAAGAGGUGGAUCAGUUGAUUGGGCGCAUUAAUGGUCGCUUCACCACAGCCAACUGGGCGCCCAUACGCUACAUUUAUGACUAUGUGGCACAGGAUGAUUUGGCUGCGUUGUAUCGCGAUGCUGCCGUAUGUCUCGUGACACCGCUGCGUGAUGGCAUGAAUUUGGUGGCCAAGGAAUUUGUGGCAUGUCAGAUCAACGAGAGUCCUGGCGUAUUAGUUAUUUCACCUUUCGCCGGUGCUGGUGAAAUGAUGCACGAAGCAUUGCUAUGCAAUCCUUAUGAGGUACACGCAGCGGCUGAGGUCAUACACCGUGCGCUCACAAUGCCCGAAGACGAACGCAUAUUGCGAAUGAGCCGAUUGCGUAGACGCGAGUCGGAAUGUGAUGUUAGCCAUUGGAUGCGUUCGUUCUUGAAAGCUAUGGGCACGCUGGACGUAGAUGAUGUGGGUACGACAAUUAUGCAGCCAGUUACGGUGGACGACUUCGAUGACUAUUUGUUAAAAUACAUCGGCUAUAAUCACAAAUUGGCAUUGCUGUUGGACUACGAUGGUACGCUUGCACCCAUUGCACCGCAUCCUGAUCUCGCCACGCUGUCACCCGAAAUUAAGAAUGUGCUAUUCAAGCUUUCUAAUCAUUCCGAUGUUUAUGUCGCCGUUAUCUCUGGACGUAACGUUGACAAUGUGAAGCGCAUGGUUGGCAUUGAGGGUAUUACCUAUGCGGGUAAUCAUGGCUUGGAAAUUCUACAUCCCGACGGCAGUAAAUUCGUGCAUCCUAUGCCUAUCGAGUACGAGGACAAAGUCAGCCACUUGCUGAAGGCGCUGCAGGAUUCGGUGUGUCGCGAUGGCGCUUGGGUAGAGAAUAAGGGAGCGUUGCUCACAUUCCAUUAUCGUGAAACACCUGUCGAACUGCGUCCGGCGAUGAUUGAGAAGGCGCGUAGCCUCAUCAUUAAGUAUGGUUUUAAAGCAACCGAAGCGCAUUGUGCGCUCGAAGCACGUCCACCCGUACAAUGGAACAAAGGACGAGCGUCAAUCUAUAUACUACGAACAUCGUUUGGCGUUGACUGGAGUGAACGAAUUAAGAUCAUUUACGUGGGCGAUGAUCUGACGGAUGAGGAUGCGAUGGUGGCGCUAAAAGGUAUGGCGCGUACAUUCCGUGUUACCUCAUCGGAUAUCGUACGCACUGCAGCCGAUCAUCGUUUGCCCUCAACCGAUUCGGUGUACACACUACUCAAAUGGGUUGAACGUCAUUUCAUGGGCCGGAAAGCACGCGCGAAUUCGCUAACCUAUCGCAAUCGGCGCGAAGAUGGCGUACGUACGCAAAUGUCAUUGGAAAUAGCAUCGAAAUCGAAAAACAAUUUGGAUGUAGAGCAUGUGUAGCAAGCGGUUUAGAGCGCUAGGGCCGGUGGCUUCAAAUCUGUUAGCUUUUAUGGGCUUGCGACAAGAAGAAGAUGUGUGCAAAGUAAUUCUCAUUCUUUUGCAGAAUAAGUUUGGUUUAGUAUGUAGUAGACAUUAUUGUUAAUUAAAUUACAGGAUAUAUGUCUAUGUGUAUGUAUAUUUUAAUGUAUUUUUAAGCUAAGAGUUUAUAUGUGAAUGCAAUUUUAAAUAAAAAAAAA
Rhagoletis zephyria (snowberry fruit fly) is the source of this 3162-nucleotide messenger RNA. RefSeq names its product Trehalose-6-phosphate synthase 1 (gene Tps1). NCBI's taxonomy places the organism in Eukaryota, Metazoa, Arthropoda, Insecta, Diptera, Tephritidae. The record is from RefSeq and is a predicted model, not a curated record. Gene Ontology annotation, cellular component: cytosol. Gene Ontology annotation, biological process: trehalose biosynthetic process. Gene Ontology annotation, molecular function: alpha,alpha-trehalose-phosphate synthase (UDP-forming) activity; trehalose-phosphatase activity.